CACACACCACCACACACCACCACACACCACCACACAUCACACACCACAAUGGGUCAAGCAAUAUCCACUCCCUACACAUGUCCACAAUGUCGCGGUCCCUUCCCACAAUCAAGCAAACACUGUCCAUCCUGCGGUUACGCAAACCACAUCUUCAUCUCAGCAGCACGCUACGGUGUCCCUUCCCCAUCCCGCUCAUCCACAGAAAGGGCCGCAGCUCUCCAGGCCGCUCCUGCUGAUUCUACCCCCUGCGCCUACUGCGCUUGGCCCAUCAGGAAAGGCCAGAUGUACUGUAAUGAAUGUGGGCACCCGCAGCCCGCGACAGAGGACCCGGCGUGGACACCGCGUACUCGGCAGCUCAUGCUCCGCUCUCCUUCUGCCCGUUCACCCGCUCGCAGGGAACGCGACCUCGAACAGCUAGACGACCGGCGGGCAGCAGAAGUGCCUCAUCCAAUGGGCGUAGAAGCGCUCGUCACCCCCACAGGGCGCCCUACACGCAAGCUCGAAGCACUCAGUAACGCCCUCUUCACCCUCCUCACUUCUUCAAACUCGAACGCGCUCACCGGUUCCCAUUCUAAGAAACAGCUCGUCGAUAUCCCCCGCUUAAACUACCUGGAACACAAACUUGGUCGCAGACCGGAAUAUAUGCUUUCCUCCUUUGACCCCAGCGCUGUGCUAGCAGUGUACAAGAGCAUGAACCUGGAGCACACCCUGGUGCCUUUUCCUCCUCCUGCGCAACAGCUAGACGCGCCAUGUUUGACCAGGCUCGGGCUUAUGCAGUACCUGCAGCAUGGGAUCCUGUUCGAUCCACACGAAGCAGUCCGCGAGCUGCAGCAGCUUGUAGCCGACACCCCCGAGCUCCCCGCCCCACCAGCUUGGCUCGCCAAUGCCCAGGUACGCGCUGGCACUCUCCAGCCUGGAGGGAAAGGCGCUUGGAUCAUAGAGGAGAACAUGGCGCUCUCCAAGCCCCAUCCGUUGGCGGAACAGAGGCAGGAGAAGGUGUUGAUCGAUCUGGAACAAAUGGGCUUUCCGAUACCUGGUGAUCCUCCCACACCGAGGAGGCGCAGGCGCAGGCCUGAGGCACUCGCUGCGCCUCUCAAUUCGGCGGCGGCGGGGGGGAUGGGGGAAGAAUUCCUCUCCCCGCAUACGAACCCGUACCACGCCUUUCCCUGGGGGUCCUAUCCCUCCCCUUACACACCCUACACGCCCUACGCCCACCUAUAUGCCCACCCCUACCAAUCCCCGAUGCCCUGGGCCGCCUACCCGCCUCACCCCUACUCACCGCAGAGGAGCCCAUACAGGCUUUCCCCAGCCCUGCCACAGGAUGUGUACCGGCCUCUGGCAGGAGGAGCAGGGGCAGGGGUGGGGGGGAGCCCGAGGGCGAGGGCGUUGGCUGCUGCGGCGGCGGCGGAGGAGGAUUGGGACUAUAGGGAUUUUGAGGAUAUUCGAUGAGCGUGCGGGGGUAUGGAGCAGAAGUACUGGGUACGCUGGACGGUGUUAGGAGGUUGUGAGGGUGCUAUGGUGUGUUGUUGAGAAGGUGAAGUCUUGAAUGCCCUGGAAGGCUGCUUGGAGGUUGUGCCGGUUGGUUGUUCGUUGUUCGUUGUUCGUUGUUCGUUGUUCGUCGUUCGUUUCGUUUCUGCUCGUUUUGCGUUUUGCGCUCUCUGCGCGCUUUGCUCGUUUAUCUUUUUGGGUUGAGAGGCUGUGAUCUGAUGCUGAUGUGAUUGUACGCCUAUCGUGUACUUAAAGGAAAAG
Molecule: messenger RNA, 1749 nt
Organism: Dacryopinax primogenitus
Lineage: Eukaryota; Fungi; Basidiomycota; Dacrymycetes; Dacrymycetales; Dacrymycetaceae
Exons: 1
Coding region: 49-1449 (466 amino acids)
Source: RefSeq, a predicted model, not a curated record